Molecule: messenger RNA, 1787 nt
Organism: Capsicum annuum
Lineage: Eukaryota; Viridiplantae; Streptophyta; Magnoliopsida; Solanales; Solanaceae
Product: serine/threonine-protein kinase WAG1
Exons: 1
Coding region: 93-1553 (486 amino acids)
Biological process (GO): protein phosphorylation
Cellular component (GO): nucleus; plasma membrane; cytoplasm
Molecular function (GO): ATP binding; protein serine/threonine kinase activity
Source: RefSeq, a predicted model, not a curated record
UAAUGCAAAUGCCAUUAGCCUCAUAAACUCAUCAAAACACAAUUCACAAAACUAAACAAACAAAACCACAAAGUUUUCGUUCUUUCUCUAAAAUGGAAGAGUUAGAUACACUAUAUCCUCCUGAUUCAGAUCUUGAUCUCAGCUUUACGAGCUGUGCUUCAAUUAAUACAACAACAACUGAUCGUACACUUAGUGCGCGAAGUAGUUUGGCUCGUAGUAGCCUUACAUUGAGUUUUAACGAUCGCUUGUCAUGUACAUCAACUGCAAACAAUCCAUCUGCUGAAAUUCCCAACUUCCAUCGUCGUGCUCACCGUCAGCACGACCAAAACUGGUCUGCUAUUAAGGCAGUGACAACACUUUCCUCCGAUGGUGCUCUUCAUCUCCGGCACCUCAAGCUGCAUCGCCUUGUUGGCUCAGGAAACCUUGGCCGUGUUUUCCUCUGUCGCCUUCGCGACUAUGAUCAUGCGAACUUUGCUCUUAAGGUGAUUGACAGGGACUCUCUUACGGCGAAAAAACUGUCUCAUGUUCAAACGGAGGCGGAGAUUCUUUCUUCUUUAGAUCAUCCUUUUCUCCCAACACUUUACGCACAUUUAGAAGUAUCACAUUAUACUUGCUUGUUAAUCGAUUUUUGCCCUAAUGGUGAUCUACAUUCCUUGCUUCGAAAGCAACCUGGUAACCGGCUACCUAUUGAAUCGGUCAGAUUCUACGCAACUGAAGUACUCAUAGCUCUCGAGUAUCUACAUUCCCUUGGAAUUGUCUAUCGUGACUUAAAACCAGAAAACAUUCUCAUUCGCGAAGACGGACACAUCAUGCUUUCGGAUUUCGAUUUGUGCUUCAAAUCUGAAGUCUCUCCGAAGCUAGACUUCACCACUCGUACACAACAACAACAACGAUCUAGAAACAGAUGCAGAUUUUACAAUCACCGCCUAAAGGAAGAAAUAGUAACCGAGUUUGUAGCAGAACCAACGUCUGCAUUUUCCGGAUCAUGCGUAGGAACACACGAGUAUUUAGCACCGGAGAUCAUCAGUGGUACCGGACAUGGCAAUGGUGUAGACUGGUGGGCGUUUGGUGUUUUACUAUACGAGUUGUUAUAUGGUACGACGCCGUUUAAGGGGAACAGUAAAGAGUGCACACUGCGCAAUAUAGCAUCUAGCAAAGGCGUAAAGUUUUACUUUGACGAAGUUACUCAAAAUGAUGAUACUGAAAUUAAAGAUUUAAUAGAGAAAUUAUUAGUAAAGGAUCCACGGAGGAGGCUAGGAUGCGCCAGGGGUGCAACGGAUAUUAAACGUCACCCAUUUUUCGCCGAAAUAAAAUGGCCGUUGAUCAGAACUUACCGGCCACCGGAAGUGCGGGGAAUAACUAUAAAGAGAACGAAGAGUAAAGCGCACGUGACCAGUCACGUGACUGGAUUAUCAUCUUCACCAAGAAGAAGGCGUUGCUUAUGGAAAAGGUUGGGUUAUUUAAUGAGGAUUAAGGGAUCUAAGUAUAAUUUAAAUGCUAAUCAUAAUUAUUAUUGUCAUACUAAUUACAAUAAGGUUAGCAAAUGUGUUUAAAUCCAUUUCAACCUUUUGUAAAAGAUUUAUAUUGUCUUUUUUCCCGUUAAUUUUUUUUUUUUUUUUUUUUUUUUGGGUAUAAGUUUGUAAAGGAGGAGGUUAGAGAACAUCAAUUUUGGGGGGAGAUGUUUAAUUUUUUUUUUUUUCCUUCCUGGUUUGUUUUCCUUUUUGAGGGAAAUUUUAUACAUAUUUGUAAAUGAAAAAAAAAUUAUGAAAGGAAAAUUAUUUCAUUAA